AUGGGUCGUAGAUCAAUCAAUACUACUAAAAGUGGGAAGUAUAUGAAUCCCACUGACCAAGCCAGAAAGGAGGCUCGCAAGAGAGAACUUAAGAAAAAUAAGAAACAGAGGAUAGCUGUUCGACAUGCCGUUCUCAAAUCUAAAGAUGCUUUACAGCUGCUUGAAGAAGCAUCAAUGUAUGAUAAACAAGAAUAUGAUCCAAACGUUCAAUCUUCUCUCAAUGAGCGCGUACUCCAAGGGAAACGCAAACGGCUUCUUGAAACCUUUGAUAAUCUAGUUACUCUAUAUAAAAAAGAGGACCCUGAAUAUGCCAAAGAUUUGCUCCGGGCAAGGAAGGAUUAUGACAAACGCAGGCAUGACAUGAUGCUUUAUUACGAACAGGUCAAACUUGCUGAGAGGACAAAAGCAAGUGACAUACCUCUUCCAGACCUUCCACCAUCUCAGCUCUCUUUGCCUCCGUCAGAAAUACCAAUGCCCAUGGGGAUAUCUCUGUCAUUCACAAAGGGGAUACUUAAGAAGCCCCUCAGUAUACCUGGACCUCCACCUGGAGCUGUUCCGAUUGGACGUAAACCACCUGGACCGCCACCUCUACCCAUUCCUGAUUUAACUGAUAGCGAGUCGGAGGAUGCUGAUGGUAGGCCUGAUCCCACAAAGCAGAGAAGGAUUCGAUUCCUCGAGAAUGACGUUCAGGCUUCAGGAUACUUACAAGGUCUCUCGACGUCUCAAAUACCGUUGCCGCCAGUGGGUGCAGGUGUACCAGGCUUUCCGGGUGUUGUGGCGCCUGGCUAUCCCUCUGCGACAGGUCUGCGUAUAAACAUGCACAGCUCGGGUGGUGCGGUGUUGUCGGCACCGCCGACAAUGAAUCCCUUGCCAUUACACCACCUGGAAUCGGGAGUGGGUGAUGGUGGUGCUGCAAGUAGUAGCGGAACGACGAUAGAGGCGAAGCCACAACUAAAGAAUCUGAUUGGUGACGCGACGCGUUUUGUGCCAACGUCUCUGAAGGUGCGUCGUACAGUGAAAGAUGCCCACGGUAGACUUAUCCAGGUCGGUGGCGGUAUUUCCUCCUCCGGAACCCGAUCAGGGAAUAACUUGCUCCCUUCUCAGCGACUGGGAACUGUUCCUGGAGGUGCACUCGGGGUGCCUGUGUCAACAAUGUCGUCAAAAGCCAACGCUACAAGUAAAGAUGCAGCAUAUGAGGAGUUUAUGCGCGAAAUGGAGGGACUCCUAUGA
Hydatigera taeniaeformis is the source of this 1230-nucleotide messenger RNA. The record is from the annotation of a GenBank genome assembly. Lineage: Eukaryota; Metazoa; Platyhelminthes; Cestoda; Cyclophyllidea; Taeniidae.